ACCUUCAUUUGGAACACGAGAACGCUUCCACCGGUGAGAGAAGAACACAUGUCGGGGGACGGCGGCGACCCCUUCGAUUCUCUACCGCCGGCGAUCGCCGCCGACGUCCUCGCCCUCGUCGCCGACGCCGCCGACAUCGGGGCAUGCCGCCUCGCCUCGCGGGCACUCCUCGCGGCCUCCUACGCCUGCUCCCGGGUCCGCCUCCGCGCCGCCGCCCUCGCACGGCGACGCGGCGGGGGGCGGGGUGAGCCCCGCCGCCGCCCUGCCAUCCGAGCGGCCGCCGGGAACGUCGCGUCCCUCCUCGGGCCGCACCUCCGCUCCCUCGAGCUCGACGCGUCCGAGGGCUGGGGCCACCCGGACGACGCGACGUGGGUGGAGGAGGGUGAGUUCGACGAGGGCGACGACCUGCACCUCACGGCCCGGGAGACCGUGGUGGCGUGGGCGGGUACCGCCGCCGGCCCCGCUCUCCGGGCGGUAGAUGUCGCCGACUACUGGCCGCAGUCGUGCUGGCGGAAGGCGGAGGCGCUACCUGUCAUCUCCCACUUCUGUAGUAAUCUUAUGAAAUUGCGUCUGAAAAAUGCAUGGCUAUCCGUUGAUGGGCUCAGGAUAAUGCCUAAUCUUACUCAUCUGACACUUGAGUUCAUCAGAUUAGAUGAUGAGGACCUCAACAAAUUGAACGAGUGCUUCCCUUGCCUUCAGAUCCUCAAUCUUAUUGGGGUUGGAGGGCUUAAAGACCCCAAAAUUUGCCUUCAUCAACUAAAUACUUGCCACUGGGAGGUAUCAAAUGUUCCAAGAUCUUUAACUAUCCAUGCACCUAACUUGGUUCAUCUUGAGUUGAAAUGUGUUCGACCAGAUAUGCUCAUUUUGGAUACUCCAUCCAUGUCUACUCUGAAGUUAACAAUGGACAAACUUGGACCAAAUGCCAUAGUUGAUGGCCUUGCGAGUUUAAAAAAUCUGAGGGUAGAGUCAUUGGAUCUCAAGUCCCUAUUGCAGGUAUUCAUCGACAAUCGUGAUAUCACUACAUUAGAGCUUGAGCUGCCCGCCUCUACAAAGGACUAUGAACUUUUUGAAGCAGUGAAGCCUGAGUAUCUUCUGCAGCUGUUUGCCAGCAUCAGCGAAGUCAAGUUGGCCCCACGAUUUUCUCGUGAAAUGAUGCGUUGCCUAAUCUUGUGCACCAUCAAUCACUUUAGAAGCCGUUCGAGGAGACUUCUGUUGCAUCUACCACCAGUGAAGGAUGUUCCUCUGCUUGCACCCUUGUUUGAGAACUGUGCUCCAUCUUGCGAGGUGACUAUUCUUUUCCAUGCCGAUUCCAGUGAUGAUAUCCGCCGAGCCGUGGCAUCAAUUUGGACACAAAGGUUUCCGGAGAUCAUAUGGCAGUGGGGUACCUGGAACUAAUCACGCAUAUAUGCAUCGACAUGGAGAUAAAGGAUCACAGAACUAACACUACAUCUGGUACCUUCUGUUAACGUAGUAGACUCUUUCGAAGUGUUAUAAACUGUUAGGUUUGCUGUUGCUUAAUUUUGGUGAAUAGAUGGAUGCUCAAUUGCACAUAGGGCUCUGUUUUGCUCAUUGCACCUAUACACAAAAUGUGGUAAGAUAACUUACUUUUGGCUAGUCUCUGUGCUUGAUCUACCCCUUCUGUUGUACAACUCACUUAAUGUUGAAAUUAUUUAGUACUUGUAACCUAGAAUCUGCUAAAUUGUGUUUUUGAUAGGCUAUCUGCAUACCAUGAUAUUGCUUCCUCAG
Oryza brachyantha (malo sina) is the source of this 1746-nucleotide messenger RNA. RefSeq names its product F-box/LRR-repeat protein At4g29420. The transcript is spliced from 2 exons. The record is from RefSeq and is a predicted model, not a curated record. Lineage: Eukaryota; Viridiplantae; Streptophyta; Magnoliopsida; Poales; Poaceae. Bases 49 to 1395 code for a protein of 448 amino acids.